UCUUAAAUGAGAGGGUGUCGUUUGCAAUUUCCAUGUUUUUGUUUUGCCGGGGCUGCUGGGAGUAAUAUUUCAGCAAGGGAUGGAGGAACUCUGAACGAGUGGACAGGUGUCUGGGAAUUUCCGGGGACAAGAAAUGAAGAAAGUGACGUGCACUGCACCUGUUAACAUAGCUGUCAUCAAAUACUGGGGUAAACAAAACGAGGAACUUAUUUUGCCUAUAAACUCCUCCUUAAGUGUCACACUGCACCAAGAUCAGUUAAAAACAACAACAUCUGCUGCUGCAAGUCGGGAGUUUACAGAAGACCGGAUUUGGUUGAAUGGCAAGGAAGAGAACAUCAGCCACCCUCGUUUGCAGUCCUGUCUACGUGAGAUUCGUCGUCUAGCAAGAAAAAGGAGGAAUGAAGAAGGUGAUGAAAAUGUCUCAAGGAUCUUAAAUGACAAGGUUCACAUAUGUUCAGUCAAUAAUUUUCCCACAGCAGCUGGACUGGCAUCAUCUGCAGCUGGAUAUGCUUGCCUUGUGUACACCCUGGCAAAGCUUUAUGGAGUUGAAGGAGAGCUGUCAGAGAUUGCACGGCAGGGGUCUGGAAGUGCCUGCAGGAGCAUGUAUGGGGGAUUUGUGCAGUGGGUAAUGGGAGAAAGGGAUGAUGGGAAAGACAGCUUAGCCAAACAAGUGGAACCUGAAAGUCACUGGCCGGAGCUACGAGUUCUAAUACUAGUGGCUACUGCAGAGAAGAAGCAUGUAGGCAGCACAGCUGGUAUGCAGACAAGUGUGGAGACUAGUCCAUUGCUUAAGCUUAGAGCAGACUUAGUUGUGCCUGAACGGAUGGAGGCUAUGAUCGAGUCAAUCAGAAAAAAGGAUUUUAAGGCUUUUGGCGAACUGACAAUGAAGGACAGCAAUCAGUUCCAUGCCACCUGUCUGGACACAUAUCCUCCUAUCUUUUACCUUAACAGUGUGUCUCAGCGUGUCAUUAGUGUGGUGCACCAAUACAACACCUACUAUGGACAGACCAAGGUAGCAUACAGCUUUGAUGCUGGUCCUAAUGCAGUAAUCUUCAUGCUAGAGCCUACUGUAAAUGAGUUUGUUGAAGUUGUCAAGCACUGCUUUCCACCAGAAUCAAAUGGAGACACGUACCUGAAAGGCUUACCUGUGGGUUCUGCAGUGCUUUCUGAGGGGCUUCAGUCAAUAGUAGCUUCUGAUCCAAAUCCAGGAGGAGUGCGUUAUAUUAUUUAUACUAAGCCGGGGCCUGGACCCACGCUGUCACAAGAUCUUACCCUGGAUCUCUUGGAUGCUGAUGGGCUGCCAUUACAGUGUGCUUAAAAAAACAUUAACCAAAGAGACUUAUAUAAGUGCCGGUUUCAAAAUGAUUUAAAUGUUGCCAUACACUGGCAUGCUUAAAGUCUGAUUCCCAGAGGAUGGCACUGGUACUUUAGCAGGACAUGUCCUCACAUCAAGAGAAAAAAUGCAGUUCCUGGUGUAGGCAACAGUCAUUUGUUUGGUAAUAGAAUUGCUCAUCAGAUGAUCGUUAGGAAUUUUUCUCAGGGAAAUGACAUCCCAUUAUUUCUGGAAUUCCACUUCCUCCUUGCCUGUUGAGCUGAAGUUCUUUUUCAGAUGAGUAAUGGCAUUUUAGCACUAUAUCAAUAUAAUAUGGCAUAGAAAGCCAUCCUGUUUUCUUUCCUAGUGUCUCACCUGUUUUUUGGAUGAUUUCCAGGAGCCAUUUUUAUUUAGUAAGCCUAGUAGUAGUAAUUUAGUAAAUUAUUCUAAACAGCCUCCAGAAUAAGAUACCUUUCUCCAUGCAUGCUGAUUUAUUUUGUUUCUUUAUUACAAGCAGCUGAACAGCAGUUCUUUUAGUUACUUCAUGAAUUAGUGUGAAGCUCUGUCUGUUUUGCUUUCUGAGCACUCCCCUUUUUGACUAUGAUGACCUCAAAGAGGUGCCUACUGGGAAUGCUCACUGCCUUUGUUCCAAUUAAAAUCAAUUAGGCAGACUCUAUAGGCACCUCUUUCAAGUCAUCAUUGUCAGAGAGAGAAGGAGUGCUCAGAAAGCAAAAGUGGACAGAGCUUCAUACUAGACAAGGAAGUAAUUCCUGCUGUUUGUAAUAGAGAAGCAAAAUGAAUCUGAAUGCAGGGAAAAAGGUAUGUUAUUCUGGGGACUGUACACAGUAAUUUUAGAGAUUUAAAAAAAGGGUGUUUACUUAUUCUUUUAAACAGGGGUCUUCAACUAUUUUUACCCAUAAGCCACAUUCAAAUGCAAAAAGAGUUUGGAAGUAACACAAGCAGAAUAAAUGUCCCCGUGGGGCUGUUACUGGCUAUUUUUGUGGAUUGUCAGACUACAGAAGGCUCUAUUUGGAAGUACACCUGGUUUUUAUGCAACCAAAACUUGCUUUGAGGCAACUGGGAGCAACAUUCAAGGGGUUGGGGAUCACUGUUAUAAAGAAUUCAAUACAUUUCCAACCCUUUUAUGGUAUUGCAUUAUACUGACACUUGUAAUAAGGUUUGUUUUUUGUUUUGUUUUUUUGCUUCACCCCAGCAUGACUUAGUUUAAAACAUGUUUUGACUAUUGAGGUUUGUAAUUUUAUAGAUAUUAAUAUCAUAGUUGAAAAUUUUGUAAAAUUGUAUUGGCAGAUUACCUCAUGUUUUGUCAUUACAGAAUAUGCCAGUUAAUGAUUAAUAAAAAUUACGUGCAAGGAG
Molecule: messenger RNA, 2686 nt
Organism: Xenopus tropicalis (tropical clawed frog)
Lineage: Eukaryota; Metazoa; Chordata; Amphibia; Anura; Pipidae
Gene: mvd
Product: mevalonate diphosphate decarboxylase
Exons: 11
Coding region: 134-1318 (394 amino acids)
Biological process (GO): isoprenoid biosynthetic process; cholesterol biosynthetic process; isopentenyl diphosphate biosynthetic process, mevalonate pathway
Cellular component (GO): cytosol
Molecular function (GO): carboxy-lyase activity; diphosphomevalonate decarboxylase activity
Source: RefSeq, a predicted model, not a curated record